Molecule: messenger RNA, 2916 nt
Organism: Fibroporia radiculosa
Lineage: Eukaryota; Fungi; Basidiomycota; Agaricomycetes; Polyporales; Fibroporiaceae
Exons: 10
Coding region: 1-2916 (971 amino acids)
Biological process (GO): autophagy of mitochondrion; protein localization to phagophore assembly site
Cellular component (GO): phagophore assembly site; autophagosome
Source: RefSeq, a predicted model, not a curated record
AUGUCAAACUCACCACCCCCAACCUCCUCAAGCUCGCGACCGCUUUCUUCCUCUCGGUCACUUCACGGCUCGCAGUCUAUAUUUCCUGGGGGGAGCAGCUCGCGACCGUUUCUUCAUAUGCUAAACCCUAUGGGACGGACGUAUCAGGGAUACGUCCAAGCCAGCCAGUCUGUCCUGGAGGAAGAGGAAGAGGAGGUAGACGAGAACCAACGCGUAGACGACGAUGUCGAGGCAGGCCAUGCGAGCCGGAGUUCAAUGUUCCACAAUCCUGUGAAGUCAAAGUCGCAUGGAAAGCGGCGAGUUUCGUGGGGUGGCGAUGCUUCCGAGAUGAACGUACUAAGACCGAACAUCCGGCAGGCUGACCCGAAACACGAAGAGUCGUCUGACGACGAAGUCCCAGAGAAUUUGAUGAUUGAGGCCGUGUCUCCCAACAAACGCUUGCCUACGUCCCCUACUGUGAUCCCAAAGAGCAAGGAGAGAAGCAGUAGAAGACAGCCACUAUAUUCUGCAUCAGGCUCUCGGAAGCAUGCACGGCCCAUACUACCCAUAAACUCGAAGGGGACUCCCGUGUCGAUACCUCCAAGACCAUCGGAACUGGACAUCGAGGAGCCACAGAGUACUCAGCCUUUGUAUGAAUAUCAAUCGAAGCAGAUGCGCGGUCUUGAUGCCCACGAGCGUGCCCUGUGGAAUUGGGUCAAUGUCUACAAUCUUGACGCGUUUCUUCAGGAGGUUUAUUAUUACUAUGAAGGGAAAGGCAUCUAUAGCAUUGCCUUAUCUCGCGGACUGAAUCUUCUCACAGUGGGGUUCGUCAUUAGCUUCUCUACUUUCUUGUUGGGAUGCGUAGAUUAUUCCCGUAUUGGACAUGGUAAAAGCACUCGGUUAGGUGAGGCUAUUGUCGACCGCUGUGUCUCGAGAUUUUCGGGAUUUACCUUCCUGUUCUUCAUACUGUUCUCUGCCUUCUUCAUAUGGCAGAUUGUCACGUAUGUUCUGGGUAUCCUGCGAUUGGUAGACAUGUAUCGCUUUUAUACCCACCUCCUCCAUAUUCCGGAUGCGGACAUACAAACGAUUUCCUGGCCGGAAGUAGUGCGCCGCAUCGGCGCUAUUCGGGAGGAUAAUCCGCUCACCGCGCUUUCGUCGACAGGAGCUGGCCAAUCUGUAACUGCCAAGUUAGAUGCUCAUGAUAUCGCCAAUCGUAUCAUGCGACAAGAGAAUUACCUCAUCGCUCUCUUCAACAAGGAACUUUUGGAUCUACGAGUGCCUCUCCCGCCGGUUGUCAAGCGCUUCGUCGGUACGAAGGAGGACGGGAAAGGCCGAGUGCUCACAAGGGCACUGGAGUGGAAUUUGAGGUUUUGUUUGAUGGAGUAUCUGUUUGACUCUAGCGGCCGAGUGAGAAAGGUGUUCUUGAAAUCCAAGAAUCGGGCCGUACUCAUUGAAGGGCUGCGCCGUCGCCUCAUAUUCAUGGGUAUCUUGAAUGCAAUUUUCGUCCCGUUCAUUGUGCUGUACUUAGUCAUGUACUCAUUCUUCCGAUAUUUUGAGGAGUACCACAAGAAUCCAUCAAAUAUUGGCGGACGACGGUAUACACCUUUCGCUCAGUGGAAGUUUCGCGAGUUCAACGAGCUGCCUCAUCUUUUCAAACGGCGUCUUAGUGAAUCUUACGUGACAGCGAGCAUGUACAUUGGGCAAUUCCCGAACGAGAAGUUGACACUCAUCAAUCGAUUCGUUUCGUUCAUUGCGGGCUCAUUCGCCGCCGUGCUGUUGCUUGCGACUGUGGUCGAUCCAGAUCAAUUCCUUUAUUUCGAGAUUACCCCUCACCGCACAGUCUUAUUCUAUAUUACAGUAUUUGGUUCAAUUUUGGCUGUCGCACGGGGUAUGAUCCCUGAGGAGCACCGAGUUUUUGAUCCUGAACUACUCAUGAUGGAGGUCGUCCAAUAUACGCACUACUUACCGGAUGAGUGGAAGGACCAGUUGCACUCUAAGAAGGUGCACGCAGAGUUUGGGGAGCUAUUCAAUAUGAAGGUCAUGAUCUUCGCACAAGAACUACUUUCCGUGAUUUUGACACCAUUCGUGUUAUGGUACUCGCUCCCGACUUGUGCACCUGCACUGAUCGAUUUCUUCCGGGAAUUUACGGUUCAUGUGGACGGCUUGGGUUAUGUUUGUAGCUUUGCGGUUUUCGACUUCCAACGGCACGGCAACGUCAAGUUUGGCGCGCCUACCAACGUACAGGACGAGAGGUUUGUGUCAAAAGAGGGGAAGAUGGAGAAGAGCUUCCUAAACUUCAAGGCCGCCAAUCCGGAAUGGAUGCCUACUGACCCGGGUGGCUCUCUCUACCUAAGCCGUAUCGCCGACUUCAGCGCGGCGCAUCCCAUCGGUCUCGGCCGGCGGCGUCUACUGCGACAGCCCUCUGACUCCGGGUCACGGCCAGCAUUCGGGCAGGAGAGCAAUCUGGACGCCACCGUCCAUCUCGACCCGGCGGACAGAGCGCGCGAGUACGACCGCGCGCUCCGGCAGAGCCAGAGCGCCAGCCAGAGCGUGCGCAGACGGGGGAGUACCCUCAUGCAGAGCACGCGUGGACUGACGGGCGCAUCGACGAUCUUCCAGUCUGCAGUGGGCCCAGAGAUGGCGCAGACGGCAGUGCUAGGGGACUCACAGGGCAGCAUGAUGCCCGCUGCGCCGAAACAGCCGUCGACGGAUGUGAUCCCGGAGGAAGAGCUGGCGCUGGACGGCGGUGUGGGCAGCAUGCUUGGCGAGUCGUAUGUAGACGGACGCCGGCCCAACCCACCGGUGACACAGAGCCAAACACAGGCAGAAGAGGAUGACGAUCUAGAGGAUGGCGGAGUGCUCGGCUUGUUGGCACAGAUCUAUGACACGGGCGCGAACGUGAAAGGGCGGGGAAGGGGUCCGCCAAGGGCGAUCUGA